AUGGGGGAGCCGCCGCGCCUGGCCCGGCAGCUGCUCCUGGGCGGCCUGGCCGCUGCCUACGUCGCCGCCUUCGCCUCGCUCUAUCUGCAGAUACCGGGACUCUAUGGGAAAGAUGGCAUCCUGCCAGCCCGCAAGAUGCUGCGUCUCUCCGGGAAGGGCUUCUGGGAGCAGCUGCGGGACUCCCCGACGCUGCUGUGGUUUGGCCCACGCCUGGGACUGGACACAGAACAGGGCAUGGAGCUGCUGUGCCUGCUGGGUGUACUGAUCUCCUUUGGCGCCCUGGUGCUUGAGCCCUUGCGGGACAGCCUCAUCUUCUUGCUGCUCUGGAUGCUCUACCUCUCGCUUUACCAGGUGGGGCAGGUGUUCCUGUACUUCCAGUGGGACAGCCUCCUCCUGGAGACAGGCUUCCUGGCCGUGCUGAUGGCCCCCCUGCACCUGCUGAAGUGGCGCUCCACAGCCUGGCGGCCACACGACAGCAUCACCUUCUGGCUGAUGCGCUGGCUGCUCUUCCGCCUCAUGUUCGCCUCGGGGGUGGUGAAGCUGACUAGCCGCUGCCCCACGUGGUGGGGGCUCACAGCCCUGACCUAUCACUACGAGACCCAGUGCAUCCCUACGCCGGCUGCCUGGUUUGCCCACCAGCUCCCUGUGUGGUUCCAGAAGUUCAGCGUGGUGUUCACGUACGUCAUCGAGAUCGCUGUGCCCCUGCUGUUCUUCUCCCCCAUCCGCCGCCUCCGCCUCUUCGCCUUCUACUGCCAGGUCCUGCUCCAGCUGCUGAUCAUCAUCACAGGCAACUACAACUUCUUCAACCUGCUCACCAUCGUCCUGUGCUUCUCACUGCUGGAUGACGAGCACGUGGGGCUGUGGCUGGGGCGCGGCAAGAGGAGACCCGCCAGUGCCUGGCCUCCAAGCCUGCUGUCUGUCCUCUCCACGCUGCUGGAGCUGACUGUCUAUGGGUUAUUCAUCUACUGGACUAUCCAGGACUUCGGCCUGCAUUUCAACUGGGAGAAGCAGCUCAUUGAAUCCAAAACAGCUUUCACUUAUCAUGACUUCAUCCAGUGGCUGAAGACCGUGACUCUCCCGGUAGUGGGGUUGGGCCUCCUCUCCCUGGCCUGGGAGAUCCUCUCUGCCAUGUACAGGUGUGCCUGUGUCCGGGGCUUUCCCUGGAAGCUCUGGGCUACUCUCCAGUGGGCUGUCUUCACUGCAGCAGCAGCAGGGAUGUUUGCCGUCAGCCUGGUGCCCUUCACCUACAUAGAGUACGAGUCGAAUGGGAAGCUGUGGCCCAGCAUCCACCAGAUGUUCGGUGCUGUUGACCGCUACCAGCUGGUGAACUCAUACGGGCUCUUCCGCAGGAUGACGGGGGUCGGGGGCCGGCCAGAGGUGGUGGUGGAAGGAAGCUAUGACAAGGAGAAAUGGACGGAGAUUGAGUUCAUGUACAAGCCAGGGAACGUCAGCGCAGGGCCUCCUGUGGUGGCCCCGCACCAGCCCCGCCUCGACUGGCAGAUGUGGUUUGCAGCCUUGGGGGAUCACACUCACAGCCCCUGGUUCACCAGCUUCGUCUAUCGCCUGCUGCAGGGCAAGAAAGAAGUGAUCCACCUGGUACAGGUUGACGAAACUAAAUACCCAUUCAGCUCACGGCCGCCUGCCUACAUCCGAGCCCAGCUCUACAAGUACUGGUUCACGGAGAGCACCAAGGACGGGGGCUUCCCCCGCCAGUGGUGGCGGCGGCAGCGCGUGGAGGAGUUCUACCCCACUGUGUUCCUGGGAGACCCCAAUCUGGAGGCCAUGCUCAAUCAGUAUGGGCUGAAGGACAAGGCGCCCCUGAAGCGCCCUACAGACGCCUUCCUGCCCACGACUCUGCAGCUUAUCCGGGAGCUGAGCCGCCCCUACACAGGCCCUGCUGUGGUGUGGUCGCUCUACCUCACCGCUGCCACCAUCUGCCUCCUGCGAGCGCUGGGCAGCAGGACGCUGGGCAGUGCCCCCAGCAGCCGGCACAAAGGCUCCAAGCGGCCUGAUGUGGCAGAGGGAGACGGGGACCAUGCGGGCAGCGAGAAGAACGGGCAGGUGAGGAAGAAGGAGGCAGAGGAGAAGGUCGAGGGCAGAGCCCGCGGGGCUGGAGACGCCCCUUCCGAUAGCCUCCGGAGCACCAAGAGGAAGAAGUAGCCCCAGAGGUGCCAGCCCUAGACCCCGCCCCCUUUCUUCCAGGCAAUGACUGAUAUGACCUCUGCUCUGAACUCCUGUCUCUGGGCUUGCCGCUCUCGCCUUGCCUGGCUCCUCCUAGCACUCCUGUCUCUGUAGCCAGACAGCAAAUAGAUCUUGUCUGCUCCGGCCACAAGCCUCACCGUGGGGGCCCAUUGGUUAUCCGCCUCCACCCCUGUUGGCUCCAUGUUGGCCUGGGCUUUCCCCGCAUAGCCCUGUGGAUCUGAGCUGCCUGCUCCCUGGGGGGCUGCUCUGCCUCCGCUCAGGACGGGUGGAAUGUCGCUUACACCCCCGUCUGCCCAAGGAGAGGCCAUGCCCUGACCUACCCCUCGCCCACCCUGCUGUGGGUGGGGCAAGGGGCUGAGGAGCAACAGCUGUCGUCCCUUUCCCUUAGGGCUGCAGGCUCUGGACACCAGUGUGGUCAGUCCCUUCCCUCCCUGCUGCCUGCUCGUGGCCCCGCUGGGGAGUUUGCUGUCCCUGAGUGCCAUGGCUCGUACAUCCGGUUAUUGCUGCUGGACAAUGGCCUCAUUUUGCCCUUACUGCUGCGAGGAGAGCUGGGGUUGGGCUCCUGGGAACGGGGAUCCCUACAGCAGACCCAGGGCGAGGAGCCACAUAAUCUCCCCCCUGGCCAGUGGCUCUUGGGGUGAAUUGCCCCAACCUGACAGAUCUCCAGCUCCUAGGGGCAUUGUAACAUGGGCAGGGUGGGAAUCCUGGCUCACCUCCCAGAGAUGCCUUUAGGCAAAGAGCCAUGGCCCAGCUUGGAUGAGCUGCAGGCUCCGUCUAUGCCCAGCCCUUCCCCUUGUGCCGAGGGACAGCAGUGACGUGCUCAUUGGGCUUUCUGCCUGCCUAUAUGGAAACCAUGCCAUCCUCUCCCCUUCCACUGCUGCCUUAACGCUGCCCCUCCUGUACCAGCCUGCUAGGGGUGGGGGCUGCUGUGCUUGCCCAGAGUUGGUGGGGGAAUCCCAUGACCAUGUACAGCGCGUUCAGGGGUAUGGACACUCUGUCUCGCUCUCCCUGGCCCCUCCCCUGGGCACAGGGCCUGGCUCAAACGUGCUUCCUGGCAGCUGUUAAGAGUGGAGAAGUUUCCUGUAACUUUCUAAAUAAAGCCUUUGACAUUCC
Messenger RNA from Emys orbicularis (European pond turtle), 3315 nucleotides. It is a transcript of the gene LMF2, whose product is annotated as lipase maturation factor 2. The record is from RefSeq and is a predicted model, not a curated record. The coding region runs from base 1 to 2160 and encodes 719 amino acids. Gene Ontology annotation, biological process: protein maturation. The transcript has 14 exons. Gene Ontology annotation, cellular component: endoplasmic reticulum membrane. Lineage: Eukaryota; Metazoa; Chordata; Testudines; Emydidae.